AUGAAAUCAGAAAGAUUAGACAUUGAUAGAAAAAUUGACCUGUUCAUGAAUAAAGAAACUACAUGUCGAGAGCUGCAGGAAACAUUUAAGAGUGUUGAGAUUCAACGUCGACGUUUUCUUAAAGACAUUGAUAAUUCCAUGAACAGAUUUAAAGCCAAAUAUGGCGGGUAUAUCCAACAUGCUGAGUCCACCAGACGACGUAGUGUCCACAACAUCUCGUGCAGUGAUUCUAUAGGGACUUUCAGACAAAGGAAUUCGGUAACAGGCAAAGACCAAGUUCGCCACUCAAUAGAGUCAGGAGCAGUAAGCCAGCUUUCGAGACGAAGAAAUUUUGCUCAACCUGAAUCUAUCAAUAAACAGGCUCAAGGGAAGUUACUCUAUCGGCGGAGAUCGACACUUACCCACAAUGAACUCGGUUUCCGCGAAAAUUAUAACACAGUUUCAAUAACGAUGGACAGAUAUAAUGGUGCUUCUGAAUCACCGCAUUCAGCUGCAGAAAAAGAUGGAGGCGACCAUCAGCAUGACUCCACCAAAGAAAAAUAUCCUGUAUUAGAUAAUCGUAAGAUAUAUACGUCUAGUCGCGAUAUCACGAGACGACAUUCUGAACCAGAGUGCAGUGAAAUGAGGAAUGAUGUCGACAACAAAAAAGUGAGACACAAAUCGGAGACAGCAUAUCGAACACAAUUACUAAAUUUAGAAGAUGAUAAAAAUGAAAAAGAUAAUAUCGGUAAUUAUAAUGUUGUAGAUUCACCAUCCAGUCGUUUGAGUCCUACUCCAGACGACAUUGCCAAAAUAAAAGAUGGCGGCGAAAAUGUCGAAACCAAAAAAGUGCAGACGAAUCAAAACAUGAGUAAAUGGUCGCGAGUAAAGGAGCUAACAAUGAAAGUCCAGGCCGAAGAAAAACAGGAAGUAUCACUCUUUGAUGUGGCUUUGAAUUUGUGCCCUAAAAUUGAAAAGCGAGUAGAAUUCAGAGGCCAAGAAAUAUCCCAGAAAGCUGUGGAAAAAAUUAAACCAAAAUGGCAUCUUUUACGUCGCAAAUCUAUCAUAGCAGAUCAACCAAGCGGUCCAGAACGAGUAUCAGUGAACGACCUCGAGACAAUUUGUCCAAAACUGGAAGAUAAUGAACUAGAAAUGAACACUUUAAAAUCCUUGUUAAACUUUCGCAAGGGACAUAAGAAAAUCGAGAUAGUGGCCAGAUUAUUAAGUGACCAUAUCCGAACAGAUACUGGACCCUCGUUUAAUUUGAAAGAAGGGGCAUGGGCCGCAGCUCUAUCAUCAUGUAGGUAUUUAAGAUAA
This is a messenger RNA of Lottia gigantea (owl limpet), 1296 nucleotides long. RefSeq lists its product as hypothetical. The record is from RefSeq and is a predicted model, not a curated record. Lineage: Eukaryota; Metazoa; Mollusca; Gastropoda; Lottiidae. The transcript has a single exon. The coding region runs from base 1 to 1296 and encodes 431 amino acids.